UCAUUCGAUCUUAAGGAUAGUUCAAUUAUAGUUUCAAUUUGAAGUUUUUCUAUUUGAGGCAAUAAAUAAAGUCCAUAGGCUAGAACAUUUAAUAUAUUCAUUCGGAUAUUUGCGUUACAUAUUCAAAGUCGUCACUAAAAUCGUGAUUAUUCGAUAAGAAUAAACACAUUUAAUAACAUAAAAUUAAAUUAAAUUAAGUCGUCAUUAAUAUUGGUAUCAAUUACUUCAACAAUAGAUUUCUCGUAUUCUCACAGAAUGCGAUUCAUAAUUUUAACAAUUGUUGCCGUUUGCAUUGGUUUAAAUCAAACCAAUGCAUUUCGUUCCAAUGAUGCCUGUAACGCUUGUCAAAAAUGGUCAAAUUUCAUCUCGAAUCUCACCCACAAUAUGAAUGACGAAUUAUAUGAUUCAAUGAGUAAAUUAUGUUCAGAUUAUAGCGAACUACCAAAACAAAGUUUUUGUAACAAAACUGUGCAUGCAUUCGUUGAUUUUUUAAAUCAACGAUGGAAUAAGGAUAAAAUUUGCUACGAUAUCAAAGCUUGCAAAGAUUCUCUUGAUGAUGGUGUGCGAGAAUUCGAUGAUUUUUUUGUUAAUGAUGAUGUUGAUUGCAAAUUUUGCAUCUAUGUCAAUGAAAAAAUCAAAGAAUUAAUGACUGGUUCGGCCACAGAAAUGGAACUAAAAGUACAUUUCGAAGACGCUUGUCAUUAUCUCAAAAGUUUUGAACAAGAGUGUCUUAGCAUGGUCGAUGAAUAUAUCGAUAUGUUAUUCCAAUAUAUGAAAGAAGAUUUCGUUCCUGGAAAUCUUUGCAAAUCGUUACGCGUUUGUCCAAAGAUGACUGGCCCAUUGAAAAAAGAAAACUCUAUCCGAUUGCCAUCCGCUUCUGAUAUGAUCAAUAUAAUGCCAGUAAACAUGUCGUUAGCUUAUCCAAAAGAAACAAUUGGUCGUGAAACACCAACUUGCAUGAUAUGCAAAAAAAUUGUCAAAAUCAUUCAACGACAGCUGCAAGACAAUGCAACCGAUGAGCAGAUUAUCAAUGUCUUGACCGAAGUUUGUGAACUAUUCCCUCAAAAAGAUCGUGCUAAUUGUCAAAAGGUUGUCACUGAUUAUGCCAAUCAGUUGAUACAGAUUUUGUCACAAGAUAUCGAUUCCGAUACUGCAUGUUUAUUAGCCGGUCUUUGUGGUAAUCAAAAUUUAAAUGAUUAUCUUAACGGAGCUCUCAUUAAUGAACAACAUCGAUUGAAUGGAAAUGCCCUAUGCACAGAAUGUGAAUUAAUUGCUCAUUUUAUUCAGAACGAAAUCUACGAUUAUCAAACCGAAGAGCAAAUCGAAAACUUUAUCAAAAAUCAUCUUUGUGAUAAAAUGUCGUUUGUCAUUACUAAAAGUAAUUGUCAGGCAUUUGUCGAUCAAUAUGGACCGAUCAUAAUGCAAACGAUUGCACAGGAUAUUUUCAAUCCGGAUAUGUUAUGUUUCAAAGAAUUAAAAUUAUGCAAAAGAGCUAAAAUUCAUGUAAUUACACCAUUAUCGCAUGAUCGAUGUCAGAUUUGUAAAGAAGUUGUCAAAGAUUUGGCCGAUGGAUCGUAUAAUGAUCUUGAUAUUGAUCGUAUCAUUCAACGAGGUUGUUCACGUUUGCCACAAUCACAUCAAGUAGAUUGUGCACUUUUAAUAAAAACAUUCGCUCCAUAUUUCCUGGACAUGUUAGAUCGUUAUGAUAAUCCGGAAAAAAUAUGCGAGUCGGUCGACAUCUGUUUAACACCGGGCAAAAUUCAUAUGCUCGGUGGUCAUAAAUGCACAUAUGGUCCAUCAUAUUGGUGCCAUAGUGUUACACAUGCUAAUUCCUGUAAUGCCUUCAAAUAUUGCCAUCAAAAGGUUUGGAAUUCAGACAAUAAUUAAAUAUGAGUUGUGUGUACAAUGGCCACAAAAAAAUUCAUCUUUGUUGCAUCAUUUUUCAAUAUCAUAAAAUUGAUAACAAUCAAAUUUAUAAUGC
Messenger RNA from Dermatophagoides pteronyssinus (European house dust mite), 1981 nucleotides. RefSeq names its product prosaposin (gene Sap-r). Gene Ontology annotation, biological process: sphingolipid metabolic process. The record is from RefSeq and is a predicted model, not a curated record. Lineage: Eukaryota; Metazoa; Arthropoda; Arachnida; Sarcoptiformes; Pyroglyphidae. Gene Ontology annotation, cellular component: lysosome.